GGGUGAUGAGGGAGAGUGAGGAUAGAGAGGGAGGGAAUGAAGGAGAGAGAGGGAGAGAUGGAGAGAGGGAAGGAGCAUGUUGUUCACUGUAGAGCUUUCAUUGAUAAAGUAGCUCUCGCCUUGCGCUGGUCUCUGUCUGCAGCUGGAGUGUGUACGGAUGAACCCAGCAUCAACAGCACAUCUCUCUCUCUCUCUCUCGUUCAGCCUGCAACAGAAACAACAAAGCAACAAAACCAUAGCUAGCAGAGCAGAUGCACAGGGACCAUAACAGCAGUUCUGGGACCAGCAGAUGCACAGGGACCAUAACAGCAGUUCUGGGACCAGCAGAUCAGGGACCAUAACAGCAGUUCUGGGACCAGCAGAUCAGGGACCAUAACAGCAGAGCUGGGACCAACAGAUCAGGGACCAUAACAGCAGUUCUGGGACCAGCAGAUCAGGGACCAUAACAGCAGAGCUGGGACCAGGAUAGCAAGAGCCUGUCAAUCCAUCACUCUGGGCUCUACCGAGGCUAGUGUUCUACCACUGGCCAACAUGAAGCUGCUGAACGGAGGAGGAGGAGGAGGAGGAGGAAAAGGAGGAGGAGAAGAAGAAGUAAGAGGAGGAGGAGGACGAGGAGGAGGAGGAGAAGGACGAGGAGGAGGAGAGAAGAAUGCAUUCUCCUUCAAGAAGUGUUCUGCUUUUCAGUUUGUGAAGAGAAAGGUCAGGAAGUGGAAGAUGUUGAGCCGUCACCACGGUGACGCUAAGCAGAAGGAGGCGGAGUCUGAGGUGCACCUUGGGGGCGGACCAUGGGGGGUGAGAACCAACCACCAGCUGGCUAGCCCCGUCCUGCUGGAGUGCUGUGUCUGCAGUGGACCCUUCGUUAGCUACGCUCUGGAAGAGGCCUGGCAGCCACGGCAACGCACACAGGCGAUGGAUCUGUACUACCAUAGUGAACCAGACCCAGAGUACUACUGCUGUCCCAACGACUCUACGUUUAUGAAACAGAGAAGAUUGGGGCUGAAUGACUCCAUUCAGAGGCUGGCCACUAGUAACUCCGACACCUGCAAACAUCCUGAGGUUCAGUCCAUUGUCAACUUGGCUCCCCAACAACAGGAGGCUGAACUCAUGAACUCGAAUCCCUCUCCCCCUCCCAGUCCCUCCCAGCAGAUGAACCUGGGCCCGUCCUCCAACCCCACAGCCAAGCCCAGUGACUUCCACUUCCUGAAGGUGAUAGGGAAGGGCAGCUUCGGGAAGGUCCUCCUAGCCAGGCACCGAACAGACGACCAGUUCUACGCUGUUAAGGUGCUGCAGAAGAAGGCCAUCCUGAAGAAGAAAGAGGAAAAGCACAUCAUGUCAGAAAGGAACGUCCUGUUGAAGAACAUUAAACACCCCUUCCUAGUGGGACUACACUACUCCUUCCAGACCGCUGAUAAGCUCUACUUUGUGCUGGACUACAUUAACGGAGGAGAGUUGUUCUACCAUCUCCAGAGGGAGAGGCGUUUCUUAGAGCCCCGGGCCAGGUUCUACACAGCGGAGAUCUCCAGUGCCCUGGGCUACCUCCACUCUCUAAACAUCGUGUACAGAGACCUGAAGCCUGAGAAUAUUCUACUGGACUCUCAAGGACACAUCAUACUCACGGACUUCGGCCUCUGCAAGGAGAACAUAGAACAGAACGGAACCACGUCGACGUUCUGUGGAACUCCAGAGUAUCUAGCUCCAGAGGUGUUACACAAGCAGCCUUAUGACAGGACGGUCGACUGGUGGUGUUUAGGAGCCGUGCUUUAUGAGAUGCUGUAUGGCCUGCCUCCGUUCUACAGUCGUAACACAGCAGAGAUGUACGACAACAUCCUGAACAAGCCCCUGCAGCUCAAACCCAACAUCUCUAACGCUGCCAGGCACAUACUGGAGGGACUGCUGCAGAAAGAUCGCACACAACGACUGGGACACAGUCACGACUUCGAGGAGAUCAUGAACCACAUGUUCUUCUCCCCCAUCAACUGGGAUGCCCUGACCGCUAAGAAGCUCACCCCCCCUUUCAACCCAAACGUGACGGGCCCUAAUGACCUUCGUCACUUUGAUCCAGAAUUCACAGACGAGCCCGUCCCCUCUUCCAUUGGCUGUUCUCCUGACUCCUCCCUCAUCACUGCCAGCAUCACGGAGGCAGCCGAUGCCUUCCUAGGGUUCAGCUAUGCACCCUCCAUGGGCUCAUACCUGUAGGAUAUCAUACCUGUAGGAUAUCACACC
Messenger RNA from Oncorhynchus mykiss (rainbow trout), 2223 nucleotides. It is a transcript of the gene sgk1, whose product is annotated as serum/glucocorticoid regulated kinase 1. The record is from RefSeq and is a predicted model, not a curated record. Gene Ontology annotation, biological process: protein phosphorylation. Gene Ontology annotation, molecular function: ATP binding; protein serine/threonine kinase activity. Lineage: Eukaryota; Metazoa; Chordata; Actinopteri; Salmoniformes; Salmonidae.